GGCCGCCAUGUUUCCGUCUGGUUGCUGUGAUAGAGACGCGACGCUUCGGAUUUUAACUUUCUGUUAUAAAUUCAGAAAAUCAUCUGAGACUGAAAAUAAUCACCUGAAAUAAAGCUGUAAAGUAACACAAUGCUAUUACAUUCACGGCAGGACUGAAGGCGUUGGAUCAGAGAGCAGGCCCGUGCGCGCUCCUGUCACCAUGGCGACCGCGGGACUGCGCAUCGGAGAUCAGCUGGUGCUGGAGGAAGACUAUGAUGAGAACUACAUCCCUUCAGAGCAAGAGAUCCAUGAGUACGCGGUGGAGAUCGGCAUCGACCCGGAGCGAGAGCCUGAGCUGCUGUGGUUGGCCAGAGAGGGGAUGGUGGCACCUCUGCCGACCGAGUGGAAACCAUGUCAGGACGUCAGCGGUGAGGUGUACUACUUUAACUUCUCCACCGGUCAGUCCACCUGGGAUCAUCCGUGUGAUGAACACUACAGACAGCUGGUGGAGCAGGAGCGCGAGCGCAACCAACACGCCACAGCCCCCAGCGCCCUGAAGAGAGACAAGGACAAGAAGAAGAAGAAGAAGGACAAGAAAGACAAGAAGAAGGACAAGAGGAAGGAGCUGGAGGAAGUCAGAGCUCCAGGGGUGCUGGCUCCUCUCACUCGUCUCCGUGCUCUGUCUGACGCUCCUGUCGCUCCUCUCAGAGGAUCUGGACUCCAGCCGCUCUCUCUCGGGGCUGUGUCUAGUUCUGCUGCUGUCAGGAGCGCUGAGGAAGACGAGGAGAUAUCUGAGGAAGAGAGGCCGCGGGACUCAGCCGGACUCCUGCAGAACCUUCAUCUGGAUCUGGACGCUCUGGGAGCAGGUCUACAGUACGAGGACAGUGAGGUCAGUGUGACGGUUCCUCCUGAAGAAAGAACAGAACCUGAACUACAGGAUUUGGCCCUGUCCAGAGAUCACAGUCCAGAAGCUCCUUCAGAGGACUCGUUUGGACGUCACCUCCAUUCCACAGCAGCUUCACGACCUCUGACCCCAGAUGCUGCGGUGUCCAGCGGCCGAGAGGAAGACGAACAGAUGAGCGAAGGAGCGCAGGAGGAGAAACAGUCAGAUGAAGAGGAGAACGGACAGAUCAGAGAUGAAGAGACAGAGAACAGAGAGAGGGAGGAGGAGGAUGAACAGAUGGAGAGAUUCAAUAGUCCUGAAGAGAAGGAGGAGAGAACAGAAGAAGAUAAAAGGAAAGGAAACAUAGAUGAGAACAGACAGAUGAGAGAUGAAGAGAUGCAGAACACAGAGAGCGAGGAGAUUGAGGAACAGAUCAGCAAUCCUGAGGAGGAGGAGAAGAACGUGAUGGAGGAGAGAACAGAAGGAGGAGAUCAGACGGAGAAGAGAGAUGAUGGAAACAUGGAAGAAGAGAUGACUGAAACACACAAAUGGUCCAUAAAUGGAGAAGCAGAGGCCAUCAGAAGUGUUUCCUCUGAGGAAGAGCGUCAGGAGAGUGAGGCAGAGGAGGAUAAACAUGAGGAAGAGCAGAGAGAGACUGAAGGACUCGUCUCAGAGGCUCAGAGUAACAGCUCUCGCCUUCAAGUCACUCGUGUUAAAGCAGGGAAGUUUGUGCCUCAGUGGAAUCCAGUGUCUAGUGAGGAGUCUGAGGACAGUGAAGCAGCAGCGUCGCUAUCAUCCACUGAUAAUGUGAAGGACAGGAAGGAAGCCGAGGGCGAGGCAGAUGUGGACAGAUGUGUGGAUGUCUCUGACUCUGCAGACAGGCAUUUGUCUAGUGAUGAAGAAGAGAAGAUGACACGAGAAGAGAGGGAGGAAGAAGAGAAGAGAAAGUGUGAUGAAGAAGAGAAAAGACCAGAAGAGAGAGAGGAAGAGGAGAAGAGAAAGUGUGAUGAAGAAGAGAAAAGACCAGAAGAGAGAGAGGAAGAGGAGAAGAGAAAGUGUGAUGAAGAAGAGAAAAGACAAGAAGAGAGAGAGGAAGGGGAGAAGAGAAAAGGAGAGGAAGAGACUGGACAGAUGGAGGAGGAGAGGAGCAGACUGAUGGAGGAAGAGAGGAGCAGACUGAUGGAGGAGGAGAGGAGCAGACUGAUGGAGGAGGAGAGGAGCAGACUGAUGGAGGAGACGCAGAGGAGACUGCAGCUGCUCAGAGACGCUCUGAUGAAGGACGAGGAGGACGAGGAGCGCCGGAUGAAGGAGGAGAGCGCAGAGCUGCUCAGAGUCCUGAAGGAGCAGAUGAUCAAACAGAGACGAGACAAGGAGGAGCGACUGAACAACGACAUGCACACACAGCUACAGCAGCUCAGGCUUGAGAAUGAGGUGAAGCUGCAGGAGCUGCGUUCAGAGCUGGAGGCGGAGCAAGAGAGGGUGGAGACUCAGAGGAGGCAGGACCUCAAGCAUCUGAGGGAGGAGUCAGAGGAGGAGCUCCAGGCAGAGAGGAGGCGGCUACAAGAGAAGAAGGAGGAGCAGCUGACCUCCAUCAGACUACAGGAUAAACUGAGUGACACACAGAAGGAUUUGAGGAGCACACGACCAGAACAGCCUUUAGUAGAGUAUCAGAGAGAGCUCACAGAUGUGCUGCAGGAAGUCCGGGAGGAAGUCGAGAGAGAUCACAGGAGGAAACUAGAACAACUGAAGGAGGAACAUCAACAGGAGCUACAGAACCUGAGAGAGACACUCCUGGAGCAGGAGAGCAGGGAGCGGGAGCGUCUGCUGGAUUCUCUUCAGAAGGAGAGAGACGCUGUGAUCUCUAAACACACAACCCAACUACACAAACUACAGCACACACUGGACACACAGCUGCAGGAGACGCGCAGGACACACUCACAGAAGGAGUCAGAGCUACAGGAGUGGAAGGAGAAGCUGGAGAAAGAAACCAAAGAACUUCACACUCAGGAGACUGAGCUUCAGUCAAAGGCAUCAGAUCUGAGGAAGAGGAGACAGCAGCUGUGUGAGGAAGAGGAGGACCUUCAGAGAGGACUACAGUCUCUCCCUCUGCUGCUGAAGGAGCGUGACGAGCUGUGUGAGGAUCUGCGGAGAGAGAGACAGGAGCGAGAGCGACAGAGAGAGGAGAGCUGCAGGAUGAUGGAGGAGAGACAGCAGCUGGAGGAUAGAGUCACACUGCUGCAGGAGCGAUGUGAGCAGCUCACCUCCAGAGUCAGUGAACUGGAGCAGAGCAGCAGAGCGGAGCGACAUCAGCAGCAGGACGAGCAGAAGAAGAGCAAGAGAAAGACAGAGAACGGUCUGCGUUUGGAGGAUCUGGAGACUCCACUGCUGCGGUCCGACGCCAGCGACACCAGCGUAGACGACGUGAGGCAGUACAUGUGGAAUGAGAGCGUGUCUCUCUCCAGGGCUCGUCAGUUUCUGGAGCGGCAGAGCGCUCACAUGUUUGACAGACAGGCAGCGCUGCGGGCGGCUCACAACAGUCUGAAGGACCCCACGCCUGGGAGCUCAACACAACAGCAGCUCUACCACAACCUGCAGCAGGAGGUGAGGGAUCUGGCUGAGUUGAGGGAGACACUUCUGAAGGGUCAAACGCUCCUGAAAGAAAAAGAGGAGAAACUCAACCAUCUCGAAACAUCACUGACCGAAGAGGUGUCGUGCGAUGAUGCUGAGAGGUCAGCUGAUCGUAAAGUGACGUUUGAUGUGACCGAGUCAGAGAUGAGCAGUGUGUACAGCCCAGAGGGAACAGUUCCAGUGAAGGUGCAGCAGCUGGCCGACUCUCUGCAGCUGAUCUCAGGUCAGCUCAACUCUGUGUUAGGAGCUUUGGGUUCAGUGACACACAAACAGACUCCGCCCCCUCUUACAACACCCCUGUUGCCCCGCCCCUCCUGGGCGUGGCCUACAACCCCCUCCCCUUCACUGGCCAAUGGACUCUCACACAGAGCCACAGACUCACUGCAGACACGCUGGAGCGGCCUGAGCUCAGAAACCAGCAGAGCGCACAUGACCUACUCAGGCUACACACCACCAAGUCUGUCGAGUCUGCGUCCAUCAGAGGUCGAGGGUCAGCGGCUGCAGGGUCUUAUUGAAGGAAACAAACGCUGGCUAGAGGCUCAACGAAAGAACUGCAACAUUCCUCUGUUCCCGAGUCUCAGGAGCGCGUCCAGCGGUGGAGGAUUAGUUCAGCUCAGCCUCGAUGACAACAACCAGAUUAAAGUUCAUCAUUACUGAAGCUGAAGCAGUGUGUGUGUGUGUGUGUGUGUGUGUGUAUGUUCAUGAGCUGUAAGAUCUCUGCAGGAUUUAUAUGCUUACAAACUAUUUAGUUUGCAUUCUUAUUUGUAUAGCGGUUGUACCAUAUUUUUGUAAAAAAUAAAUUAAUUUAUUACUUGA
Molecule: messenger RNA, 4306 nt
Organism: Carassius auratus (goldfish)
Lineage: Eukaryota; Metazoa; Chordata; Actinopteri; Cypriniformes; Cyprinidae
Product: centrosomal protein of 164 kDa-like
Exons: 30
Coding region: 200-4147 (1315 amino acids)
Molecular function (GO): protein binding
Source: RefSeq, a predicted model, not a curated record